ACAAAAACUUGUGUGACUCCAAAGAGAAGAACAAAGGAAAGGUUUGUGAGAGAAUCAAUUUUUUUUUUUUCCCAAAGUUCCAAUUACAUGGGUAGUAAAAGGGUAAUUGAGGAACUACUCAGAGGGCGUGAUUUGGCCAAACAGCUUAAAAGUGUCAUCAACAAUGGAUGUGAUGAAAAACUAGCAGCAACAACAACAACAACCCCAUUUGCCGAACAUCUUGUGAAGGAGGUGCUCAUGUCCUUUUCCAAUUCACUCUUGUUCUUGAACAAUCCCACUUCUCAAUCCCAUGAUAUUAAUCCCUCUAACUCUGAGGACUCUCAAGAGAGUAACUGCAAAACUUCCACCCUUAAGGAAAAAAGAGGGUGUUACAAAAGAAGAAGAACUUCACAAUCGUUGGAGAAGGAAUCUGAAACUCCAAUUGAAGAUGGUCAUCAAUGGAGGAAGUAUGGCCAAAAAGUGAUCCUAAAUACCAAAUAUCCAAGGAACUACUACAGAUGCACUCACAAAUUUGAUCAAAGUUGCCAAGCAACAAAACAGGUUCAGAGAAUUCAAGAUGAUCCUCCACUUCACAGGACAACCUAUUAUGGAAACCACACUUGUAGAAACAUGCUAAACCCUGAGAUCAUACUGGAUCCAAUUGCUUCUUCUGGCCCUUCUGUAUUCCUUAGCUUUGACAACACCCUCCCUAAUCCAGCCAAACAAGAUUGCCCCUUUCUCUCAUCUUCUUUUCCAUCAUCAUCAUCAACAUCAUCAUCAGUGAAAAAGGAGUGUAAGGAUGAGAUUAACCCUCCCUCAUCUUCCUCCAAUGAUUACUUCCUCCCUUCAGAGUUCACUUUUGAUAACUCACCAAGUCAUGUUAUUUCUGAUGUCUUAUGUGAUCCUGCUGAGUUUGAUCAAGCCUUUGAGCCCUUUCUUGCAUUUAGAUGACUACUACCUAUGUUUUGGUCUCUAAAUCUUUUUUUUUCUUUUAUAAUUUACUUUAGCGAAAGUUGUGCAAUGUAUAGUAGUACAAGAGGAGCUAGUUGAGUGUAGGUAGCAUGGGUUCUAUCUAUGGUUGUAAAAUCUGUACUGUACUUAUCCAUUUUCAGUGAAUGAGAGGUGAACUAGUUUGGAAUUGUUC
Messenger RNA from Gastrolobium bilobum, 1123 nucleotides. RefSeq names its product WRKY DNA-binding transcription factor 70-like. Bases 88 to 930 code for a protein of 280 amino acids. Lineage: Eukaryota; Viridiplantae; Streptophyta; Magnoliopsida; Fabales; Fabaceae. The record is from RefSeq and is a predicted model, not a curated record. The transcript is spliced from 3 exons. Gene Ontology annotation, molecular function: sequence-specific DNA binding; DNA-binding transcription factor activity. Gene Ontology annotation, biological process: regulation of DNA-templated transcription.